This is a messenger RNA of Bipolaris maydis ATCC 48331, 242 nucleotides long. NCBI's taxonomy places the organism in Eukaryota, Fungi, Ascomycota, Dothideomycetes, Pleosporales, Pleosporaceae. The record is from RefSeq and is a predicted model, not a curated record.
AGAGAAGAACAUGGUGCAGUCGUUUGGUCCGAGGAUGCGGCGGCGUCACUGCGGAAGUCAACCAUGUCGUUUUGCCGCAGGAGCACUGGGCACUGCCCGUGGUGUGAUAUCACUCGUGAUCCCCAGCAUGCUUGAAUCGAUCCCGCGAUCUAUUAGUAAAUCAUUCUGCCCUGGCGUUGCAGAGUGGACGAAAAACAAAUAUGUAGAGAAAAAAAGGAAAAAUACAAGGAAGCGUAAGAACA